CUGAGUAAGAUGGCGUGUUAAGCGGCAACUGUGGAGUUGAUCUGCUGUUUGAAUGUGGGGCCUUGUGUCAUCGUGUUUCUCCCGUCAGCUGACGUCUCAAGGGACUAGUCGGCUCCAGCCGGUGCUCCGGAGUGGGGAGGUUAUUAGAUGCCGCCUGGUUCCGCGCUCGGCAUGCCAAGGCCGAGCCCGUUCCGGGCCGGCGGCUGAACCCAGUCCUCUCCUCAUCACUACCCCCAUUUUCUACGUGAAUGCGUUCCCUCAUAUCGGGCAUCUGUACUCUGCAGUGCUGGCGGACGCUUUGUAUCGUUUCAAGGUCCUAUCGGGGACAGCAGCAAAGUUUACAACAGGAACAGAUGAGCACGGCCUGAAGAUUCAACAAGCUGCAGAUGCUGCAGCUAAGAACCCUUUGGAUUUCUGUACAAGUGUAUCUGAGGAGUUCAAGAAAUUGUUCACUAAGUCCCUAGUUUCAUAUACAGAUUAUAUUCGAACUACAGAGGAGCGUCACAAAACCGCUGUCCAACAUUUUUGGCGUGCUUUGCAUGAAAAAGGCUACCUUUACCAAGCAACGUAUGAGGGAUGGUACUCCACUCCAGAUGAGACUUUCUUUUCUGAUUCACAAGUUUUAGAAAGAAAAGAUGCACAUGGAAUUGUUAUUAAAGUAUCUUUGGAAAGUGGUCACAAGGUAGAAUGGACUAAAGAAGAAAAUUACAUGUUCAAGUUAUCUGAAUUUAAACCAAAGUUAUUAAAAUGGUUAAAGAAGAAUCCACAAGUAAUUCUGCCUGAAAAAUUCUAUCAUCUUGUUCUCCAUUGGCUAGAGGAAGACGUUCCAGAUAUAUCAGUGUCACGUCAAAGAAGCCGUUUGAAGUGGGGCAUUCCAGUUCCUAGAGAUCCAACACAAACAAUUUAUGUAUGGUUGGAUGCUUUAGUUAAUUACUUGACUGUAGCAGGUUAUCCAGAGGUUCAAAAUCUGCCUGCCAUGCAUCAUGUUAUUGGAAAAGAUAUUCUCAAAUUUCAUGCUGUUUAUUGGCCUGCUUUCCUAAUGGCAGCUGGUUUGCCGUUACCAAAACAAAUCUAUGUUCAUUCUCAUUGGACAGUCAAUGGAAAGAAGAUGUCUAAGAGCCUUGGAAAUGUUGUUGAUCCCACUGAAAGAUUUUCGGUAUACACUGUUGAUGGCUUCAGAUAUUUUUUGCUGCGGCAAGGUGUGCCAGAUGCAGACUGUGACUAUUAUGAUGAUAAGGUGGUGAAGAUUCUAAAUGCAGAGCUUGCAGAUGCUUUAGGAGGCCUCCUUAACCGUUGUACAAGUAAAAGCAUGAAUCCUGAUCAAAUCUACUCAACAUUUUCAAAUCACUGUUUUCCUGAAAGGCAUCCAGAAGACUACAGUCCCCUGAUGAGCAGAGCAACAGCUGAAGAUUACAAAAUGAUUAAGUUGGUUGAACAACUGCCUUUGAAUGUUAAGGUCUGCUUUGAAAAUCUACAAAUUUAUAAGGCCUUAGAAGCCAUUAAUUUUUGUGUCCGAUUAACCAAUGGCUUUUUCCAUAGACACAUACCCUGGAAGCUUGACCGUAAAAUUGCUGAGGAGCGUUGCUGGCUGGAAACAGUACUUUAUGUCACUUUCGAGUGUCUCCGUGUCUAUGGGAUUUUAUUGCAGCCGGUGAUUCCAGCAAUUGCUGAUCAGCUGCUUUCACGGCUAGCUGUUGGCCCGCAUGAGCGAGACUGGGGUCAUUUGAACUUCUUGGCCAGAUACCAUAACAAUGUAUGCAUUUUUGAAGGAAGAAAAUUGGGGCCUGAUACAGGACUUCUGUUUAGCAGAUUAGAGAGGAUGGAUAAAACACCAAGCAAAGUACAAGGCAGUCGGAAGAAGAUAAACAACGUUCUGAAGUGAAUUCGAAGCACUAAAUCUCCCAGAUUCUUAGUGAAUAAUGAAUCCUGAAAAUGCUGUUUUCUAUAUUAAGCAAUUAAAUAGUGUAAAUAUUGUAACAAAGUUUCUAGAAUGAGAUGUUUUAUACAUUUACCAACUAUAAAUAUAAUUUUUCCUCCUUUCUGAGAUAAUGACAUUAGGUCUGACCCAAAAUAUUUGUGAACAUGGGUUUGUGACCAUUCACCACAAGCUGCAUGAAACUGGCCUGGAAUGAUUCAUCUUUAAAAUGUUAGAUGUUUUUGUCAGUCUAAUAUAAUUAUUUAUAUUGAAAACACCUUUUAAGUCUCUGCUAUUCUUACUUUUUAACCAUCCACAGCAAUGGUAUAUUUUUGUAGAGCCCAGUAUAUUUUACAAACCUGAUUUGUACUCCUUGGUUAGCAUGCAAGUUAUUCUGUGUAUGGUCUUGUGUCCAGAACAGUGCAUGUAUUGUAUAGUUUUAAAAAAAUAACUACCUUUUUCCCUUUCUUGAUUUCCUUAUUAUUGUCUGGCACUUGCAGGUUGUUGUUCAAGUAGAGGUAGUUGACCCUGUCCUUGACCCUGCCAGCUUAGUAUGGUUUGCACUAAAACUGAAUUGCUUCAGAUGCAUUCUCACCCUUGACAAUGAUACAUCAUUUCAAUAGAAUUGAAUUGACCUUAUGACCUCCAUCUUUCAUAUACGUACAUGAGGAAUAAAAGUCUUUACGUUACAUCUGUCUAAAUGUGUAAUUUAUAGUAAUUUAUAAUAAUUAGUAUGUACAACAGGAUGGUCACUAUAACAUGUAUAUACAGUUGUGUUAGCAUGAAUAAUCAUUGUGUCAUGUUGUAUGAUGUGGCCAGCCAUGGUCUUGCAUCAGCCUUUAAUCUGCUUAUUCUUUUUCUAUCAAUGCUCAUGAUUGUUCAUGACAAUUUUUUUCUACAGCAGUGGUUUGCCAUUGCCGCCUUCUGGGGGCAGUGUCUUUUACAAGACAGGCAACCUAGCCAUUAUCAAUACUCCUCUGAGAUUGCCUGCCUGGUGUCAAUACUCGCGUAACCAGGACUUGUGAUACGCUUCAGCUGUUCAUACAACCAUUCACCACCUGAUCCCAUGGCAUCACGUGACCCGGUUGGGGGGGCUGAGGAGGUGCUACGCCUUGCCCAAGGGUGACCUGCAGGCUAGCAGAGGGAAGGAGCGCCUUACACCUCCUUCGAUAGAGAUGCAUCUCCACCCUGCCACAUAUUGUCACUCUAAUCCUGUUCUAAUUUUGCCAGUUUUAACAAACUUACGAUGAUACAUAAAACAAAGUGGAAUAGAAUAAAGCUGGGCAUUCUUUCAAGGAAUACACUAUUAAAUUUUGAAUGGCCCAAUGCGGGGUUUCAACCCAAAAUAUAGACAAUUACUUUCCUCCAACAGAUGCUGAAUUCCUGCAGAUUCCAGCAUCUGCACUCUUAUUUAGAAUAUUCAUUCUGUAGCCAGAUUGUAAAUUGGAGAUAAUUGAAGUUCAUUAACAAGGAACACAGUUAUAGAUAGUCAUUCUUGUAGUUAAUAUAACAUGGAAGAAGAUCCAUAACUGGAGCUGAUGAGAGGUGAAAACAAGCCCCUUUUUGUGAUAUGCUGAAUCAAUGUUCAAUAGUUUCAAAUUUGAUAUUUAUAUUUAUAUUUUUGAACCUAUUGGAUUGUAAUUAGAUAUUUGAAAACUGCAAAUUGGCUUUUGAAAGACAGUGCUGCUAAUUACCUUUUAAGUCCUCUUAAUCUGCCCAUCAUUGAUAUUUUGGGUUAAUGACCUUUUCAACAGCCAUUUGAGCUAGGAUCUGGAUUGGAUGUGAACACAUUAGCACCAUUAUAGUGCUAUUUUAAACCAUUGUCCAUAUAACAAUUUUAUUUUGUAUUGGACAAAGCCUUUUUUUCUUUGAUUCCUAUAUCUAUGAAUAUUGUGCUACUGGAGUAGUCUCAUUCAUGCCAAGUAACAGAACUAGUUUGUGAUCUCCAAGAAUAAGAAUGGUUGAUUCAGGUUUUUUUUCCUCUAAAUGUGGAAUUAUUUUUUCAAAUUGUUUUCAUAUUUGCAAUAGUAGACCUGGUUUUGUGUUUUUUUAAAGUUCAUUUGUGAAGCCUCUAAAAGAUCUAAAAGUUUUUGUGCUGUAACUAUCAGUUCCAAUUAUUAAACUAUUUAAUUUAAAAAUACAAAGGGAAAAUAAUCAACCUCAGAUUUUCAGUGACUUCAACUUCAGUGACUGAGCACUUGGGUGAAGAUUUUGUUAGGUUGUAUAUCGUAUCAAUAUAAUACCAAUCCCAUAUUCUACAUUUUG
Messenger RNA from Hypanus sabinus (Atlantic stingray), 4180 nucleotides. It is a transcript of the gene mars2, whose product is annotated as methionyl-tRNA synthetase 2, mitochondrial. The record is from RefSeq and is a predicted model, not a curated record. Gene Ontology annotation, biological process: methionyl-tRNA aminoacylation. Gene Ontology annotation, molecular function: ATP binding; methionine-tRNA ligase activity. Lineage: Eukaryota; Metazoa; Chordata; Chondrichthyes; Myliobatiformes; Dasyatidae. The transcript has 3 exons. Bases 53 to 1882 code for a protein of 609 amino acids.